Exaiptasia diaphana is the source of this 1636-nucleotide messenger RNA. Its product is annotated as inhibitor of Bruton tyrosine kinase. NCBI's taxonomy places the organism in Eukaryota, Metazoa, Cnidaria, Anthozoa, Actiniaria, Aiptasiidae. The transcript is spliced from 9 exons. The record is from RefSeq and is a predicted model, not a curated record. Bases 16 to 1272 code for a protein of 418 amino acids.
UUGUAGAUACCACGAAUGCCGUGGAGAUUAAUCCCGCCCCAGUUUGACCAUGUUUAUGCUCUUACUCCCGAACCAUCAUCGUCACCGUCGAAGAGACGCCGAAGUUCUGGUCGUAAGCGUUCGGUGAAAAGCGAAAGUGAACCUGAAGUGGAUCCGAAUGUUAUGGCACAAGACGACGGUACGGAGAGAAAGUUUAGUGAGUCUGGAAAUGAUGUUGUUUUUGAAACAGUGGAUAUUGGAGAAGAAACAGAGAAACACGACAAUGGCUUUCGGGAAGAUGAUGAAGUAGAUUCACUUGAAGAGCAAGAAACUACCGAACAGGUGGACAUCGUACCUAUCGAAGAGCAAAGUGAUAAAGGACAGUGGUAUCGCAAAAAAUCCGACACAAGUGAAAACCAACGUCCGYCUAAAACCUCAAUGUCAAAACCACAGAAAUCUCCAAUCACAGCAAAAGAAAUUCCUCUGUCAAAACCUCAGGUUCAGACGACACCUYCAAGAUGUCCAUGGGGUGGAAUGACUGCUACGAGCCCGCCAUCAAGUGGAUUAAGAGAAAUCAUGCAGCAGCAAUUACGCACAAGUCCAAACACAAAAACAUUAAAAAGCUCCACGGUAUCAAGAAGCGAUGGCAAAGGAAAACAGUCUCAGAAACAGAGAAAGAAGACACUUUUGGCGCAAGAGAAAGAAAAUGCUCUUGGAUCGCCAGARAAAGACGAGACGCCGAUUAAAAAUACAAAUCCGCCAAUAAAUCCAUGGGCGCUACCCGACAAAAAACCGACUCCAGUUCGAUCGUUACGAGAGUUAAUCGAUCUAGAAGAGAAAUCCCAGAGAGCCCUUUCAARCUCAUCCGUUAACGUAUCGCCGAGCAAAGUAAACGCAAAAACUAGCGAAAGAACCAAACCGACAAGCAAACCAACGAAGAUGAGCUGGGGAUUACGUCAUUUAGAGCAGACCGAGGUUGAAGAUGACGUCGAGCCUCCAACGUCACCAAGAAAUGCUUGGCAAACUGUUGGAACCAGUUCUCCUYCUAAUUCGGUCUCGUUUGCCGACAUUCUCAAUUUACAAGAACGCGAAAAUACAAACUUGAAAAGGAAAAAACCGCUGAACCUUAUUCAGCUUGAAGACCGUGCMAUUCAAGAAUUACUCGACCAUUAYGGUGGCCGAGAUAACGCCUGUGAAAUGAUUACCGUUGAGAGAGUACCGACAGCCUCUGCGGCUCCAGUAUGGAACAGAAAAAGGACCGAGACUCCGAUACAAACACACGGUCGAUUUUAGUCGAGGAAAAUCUGGUCCCUGGUUUUCAUUGCAUUGAAGCGCCUCGUUGUAUCUGACGUGUGAUGUAGACAUUAAACGACCACUUCGUUAUUUCGGUGUCCUUAUAUACCGACCGCAUUUAAGAAUAGUGGUCGCUAUCAAGAGGUGCGAGACGCCAGAAAUCGGACAAAGUGGCGUGUGGCGACUGCGGUCUGAAAAGAAACGUCUUCAUUUUCCCAAAACAAAACAAAAGUAUUAAUAUAAAAAUUUAUAUAAAAAUAUUUCGGGGGAACAGACAGAAAUCAUAAAUUUUCUAUGCGAAAAAAAAUAUUGUUAUAUAUUUAUAGUUCCUUCUAAUUUUAAUUAAAAUAUUCUAUAAACCUCA